UACCAGUUACCUUUCAAAAAAAAAAAGAGCCUACCAGUCUACUCAAUCCACUUGGAAACCUAUUUCUCCACCUACCGUCAUCAAUGGCAGCUGCUAGAGUCAUGGCGUCAACCACCACCAUUGGCGCCUCAUCUUCUUCAUUACUCUUGAAAGCCGCUGCAUCUCCCUUUUUCAAACCUCAGUGCGUAAGCUUUUGCUUCAAAUUAGCUUCCAAAAACAGGACUUUUGCUUGUUCGGCCCUUUACAGACCAGAUGUCCAGAUCAAGGAGGAAGGUCUACCUGAAACCCUGGAUUACAGAGUUUUCUUCCUCGACAAUUCUGGCAAAAAGGUUUCGCCUUGGCAUGAUAUACCGUUGCACGUGGGUGAUGGAACAUUCAAUUUCAUUUGUGAAAUUCCUAAAGAAUCAAGUGCAAAAAUGGAGGUUGCUACUGACGAAGUAUUCACUCCCAUUAAACAGGAUACAAAGAAAGGGAAACUUAGAUACUACCCGUAUAAUAUCAACUGGAAUUAUGGAUUACUUCCACAAACAUGGGAAGAUCCAUCAUUUGCAAACACUGAGGUCGAUGGAGCGUUUGGAGACAAUGAUCCUGUUGAUGUAGUUGAAAUUGGUGAAAGCCGUGGGAAGAUUGGUCAACUCAUGAAAGUCAAACCGUUAGGUUGUCUAGCUAUGAUUGAUGAGGGAGAACUUGAUUGGAAAAUUAUUGCAAUUUCAUUGGAUGAUCCAAGGGCUUCACUUGUUAAUGAUGUUGAGGACGUUGAGAAACAUUUUCCGGGUACUCUUACCGCAAUCAGAGACUGGUUCAGGGACUACAAGAUCCCUGACGGAAAACCUGCAAACAACUUUGGUCUUGGCAACAAAGCAGCUAGUAAGGAUUAUGCUCUUAAGGUUAUCACCGAGACGAAUGAAUCAUGGGCUAAGCUUGUGAAGAGAUCAACCCCGGCCGGUGAACUUUCACUCGUGUAGAUGUUAAUUUCUUAACCCCCUGUAUUUGACACAUUUUUUACUUCAUUUAUGUUGUGAUGAUGACUAGAAUAUUUUUUCAGUCAGUGUUUAAUAAGAAGUUGGUUACGUAAA
Messenger RNA from Helianthus annuus (common sunflower), 1076 nucleotides. Its product is annotated as soluble inorganic pyrophosphatase 6, chloroplastic. The record is from RefSeq and is a predicted model, not a curated record. The transcript is spliced from 7 exons. Bases 84 to 965 code for a protein of 293 amino acids. Gene Ontology annotation, cellular component: cytoplasm. Gene Ontology annotation, biological process: phosphate-containing compound metabolic process. NCBI's taxonomy places the organism in Eukaryota, Viridiplantae, Streptophyta, Magnoliopsida, Asterales, Asteraceae. Gene Ontology annotation, molecular function: inorganic diphosphate phosphatase activity; magnesium ion binding.